AUGUCGAGGGUUUCCUUUAAGGGUGUGUCCAGGUCCAGGUCCAGGUCUAGUCCAGGUCCAGGUCCAGGUCCAGGUUCUGACCCGGGUUUGUCCUGCAGGUCUCGGGUCUCGUACUUCGCCGUGUUCGACGGUCACGGAGGUUCCCGGGCGUCUCGGUUCGCUGCUGAGAACCUGCACCUGAACCUGGCCCAGAGGUUCCCCACCGGAGACGGGGAUCUGGACCAGCUGAUCAAGAAGUGUCUCCUGGAAACGUUCCGGCAGACGGACGACGACUUCCUGAAGAAAGCGUCCAGCCAGAAGCCGGCCUGGAAGGACGGGUCCACGGCCACCGUGCUGCUGGUGGUGGACGACGUGCUGUACGUGGCCAAUCUGGGCGACAGCAGGGCGGUGCUGUGCCGGACAGCGGGGGGCGACGGGCGGCGGGCGGUGACGCUGGCUCUCAGCAGGGAGCACAACCCGACCAUCUACGAGGAGAGGAUGAGGAUCCAGAGAGCUGGAGGCACCGUCAGGGACGGCCGGGUUCUCGGGGUCCUGGAGGUUUCCCGCUCUCUGGGAGACGGCCAGUACAAACGCAUCGGCGUCAUCUCCACCCCCGACCUGAGGAGGUGCCGGCUCUCGGCCAAUGACAGGUUCAUCCUCCUCGCCUGCGACGGCUUGUUCAAGGUUUUCUCGGCCGACGAGGCCGUGAGGUUCGUGCUGGACGUCCUGCAGGACUCUGACCCGGACUCUGACCCGGGUCCCGGUCCCAGGUCCAGGUCCAGGUCCCCCCAGGACCAGGUCCGGCUGGACGGGGCCUGCCAGCAGCUGGCCGGGGAGGCGGUGAGACGAGGCUGCGCCGACAACGUCACCGUCAUCCUGGUGUGGCUGGGAUGAAGAGCUGCUGCUCUUCCUCAUCUUCCUCUUCCUCCUCUUCCUCCUCCUCAUCAUCCUGGUGUGGGUGGGAUGAAGAGCUGCUGCUCUUCCUCAUCUUCCUCUUCCUCCUUCAUU
This is a messenger RNA of Cololabis saira (Pacific saury), 987 nucleotides long. RefSeq names its product integrin-linked kinase-associated serine/threonine phosphatase (gene ilkap). NCBI's taxonomy places the organism in Eukaryota, Metazoa, Chordata, Actinopteri, Beloniformes, Belonidae. The record is from RefSeq and is a predicted model, not a curated record. Gene Ontology annotation, biological process: protein dephosphorylation. The transcript has 8 exons. Gene Ontology annotation, molecular function: cation binding; protein serine/threonine phosphatase activity. The coding region runs from base 1 to 873 and encodes 290 amino acids.